This is a messenger RNA of Caenorhabditis briggsae, 1956 nucleotides long. Lineage: Eukaryota; Metazoa; Nematoda; Chromadorea; Rhabditida; Rhabditidae. Bases 1 to 1956 code for a protein of 651 amino acids. Gene Ontology annotation, cellular component: membrane. Gene Ontology annotation, molecular function: acyltransferase activity, transferring groups other than amino-acyl groups. The record is from RefSeq and is a predicted model, not a curated record. Gene Ontology annotation, biological process: polysaccharide biosynthetic process. The transcript has 12 exons.
AUGAGGACAGAUAUACAAUGUCUUCGGGGAAUAGCAAUUAUUUUUGUUUUGAGCUUCCACUUGGCUCCGAAUUUAUUUGUAAAUGGGUUUCUGGGAGUUGAUAUAUUCUUCGUUAUUUCUGGAUUUCUGAUGGCUAAAAACUUGGCAAACUUGGAUUUAUUGAAAUAUCAAGACUUUUUAUUAUUUUACUACAAAAGAUUCCGAAGAAUUCUCCCCAUGUAUUUCGUAUCGAUUUUUCUUAUAGUCGUUAUGGUCCACCUGUAUCUCCCAGAUUUUCUGUGGAACAACAAUAACAGAUACUCAUUGGCAUCUCUAUUUCUGAUAACUAAUCAAAUGGUCAUUCAUGAUCAAGCUGAUUAUUUUAACGAGUUUUUCUCUUCAUCAUCCUCAAUGAAUGCGUUCCUCCAUUUGUGGUCAUUGUCCCUCGAAAUGCAAUUUUAUCUUCUUGUUCCUUUCAUUUUCUUAGGCUUGCAGUUCCUCAAAAAUGACUAUUUGAAGUUAUUCACGGUUUCACUAAUCACUGUAUUUGGAUUUAUUGGUUUUGCAAUGAUCUUGGACAAAUUUGCAUUCAAUUUUCUUUUUCUCCGCUUAUGGCAAUUUUCCGCUGGGUUCAUAGCUUCAUUCUGGAUGAAAAUUCAUAAAUCUAAACUUCCAAACAAAACUCAAAAUGAUAAAAUAGAAUCUGUCAAAGAGAAAAAGUUCAAGUGUCCUUUCAACAAGGAAGAUUUUGUGAUUAUUGCUCUCUCAAUCCUGGCUCUAUGUCUCAUGCCAAACAAAAUACCAUUAUUGAUUUUGAGACCAUUGGUCACUUUGUCUACUGUUUUAAUAAUUGGAUGUCAGACUGAUAAGCUUCAGCUCCUACAAUCAAAAUUUCUGGUGUACAUUGGGGAUAUGUCAUAUGUGAUUUAUCUUGUCCAUUGGCCAGUUAUUUCAAUGUUUCUUUCGGCUACAAUUCAAAGUUACUUAUUUUGUAUAGUAACCAUCAUUGUGGCAUCUAUUAUUCUUCACCAUCUUUUUGAAAAGCAGUACCUGAAACUAGAAAUGAGUGGUAUAUUCCCACUAGUUUUUCUUCUCAUUGCCACCAAUGCCUAUUUGCAAUAUAGCAUCAGAAACGAUAGCUUUUGGAGCUAUAAGUAUGAAAAUGAAACCAAAAAAAUUAUUGACCAAAAUAAUGAAUCCUACGCUCCACUUUAUGAUUUUGAAACUCGCAGAGGGAAGUGUUUAGAGAAGGAUUUAGAUGUUCCAUUCGAGAAGAAUCAAUUACUAGGAUACUGUCGGUAUCCACCAGGAAAAGGAAACGUUUCGGUGAUGAUGAUCGGAAACAGUUAUAUUCUGAAUUUCGUAGAUCAAAUUGAAGAAAGUUUCAAGUUGAAUUAUUCAGAGUUCAGAUACAUUUCCAUAAUAGCAAGCUAUGGCACAUUUUCAAGUAGCUGGAAGAUAUCAGAGCAAGCGCUGGAAAUAUCAGAAAAACAAGUUGAGCUAUACAAACCUGAUGUACUUUUCAUAGUACCACGGUACAUGCAAAAUAUAAAAGAUCCAAUUCGUGAAAACGAUGAAUUGGUGGAGGAGAUGAACAAAAAUAUCGAGUUUUAUGAAAAAUUCGUCAAGAAAAUAUACAUCUUAGAUGCUCUCCCUGAAUAUAGUGAAAACUUUUUCACAUUGUUCUUACAUUAUUUGAUAACACGACCGGAAGAUAUGGAGCUUCUUCAUUUGAAUAAAAAGAAAGCAGAUUUGGAUAUGAAGAAUGUGAGGAAACGAUUGAGAAUGAUAAAGUGCACGAAGUGCGAGCUAUUCGAUCUGAGUCAUUUGUUUGUGGAAAACGAUAAAUAUCUGACAUUCGACAGGGAAAACAUGAUGUCUUAUGUCGAUAAUUCGGUUCAUUUAACAACAGCAGGAGUUGCACCAUGUGAUCCGAUUUUUAAAAAUAUUACCAAAGAAAUAUUGAAUAAAUUUUAA